Messenger RNA from Moneuplotes crassus, 643 nucleotides. NCBI's taxonomy places the organism in Eukaryota, Ciliophora, Spirotrichea, Euplotida, Euplotidae. The record is from the annotation of a GenBank genome assembly.
UUGAAGGCUGCAUUAUUUAAGAAAUUAAUUUGAAGGAUUAGUGAACUUCUUCACAAUUUUAGACUUGUUCUGGAUCCCCACAUGAGGGAGGAUAUAACGUAGAUACUUCCUCUUCAUCUUCUUCACUCUUGAGCUUUUGUAACGCUUGGAAAGAGAGCCAGAUCUUGAUGACCGAGAAGACCUUGAUGAACUUUUGUAUCUUCUUCGAGAACUUCUCCCAGAAUGGACUGAAUAGCCUCUUGAUGGAGUGUAUUUUCUGCUGAAUUUCAUCUUUCUUCCAGGGAAAGCGGUCCACAUUCCUGCUUUGCUCAUUGUCUUCUUGCCAUUAUAAUGACUAAGGUUCAUUAAUCUCUUUUUCUUAGUUUUUCGCGAUUUAGCAAGAAUGUUCAUGCUAGAGGGAGGAAAAACCUGAACUUCAGGAUCCUGAAUUGGAGGUACGAUCUCUGGAGUAUUCAACUUCUUUUCUUUCAGAGUUUUUUCUUUAUCAUCAUAUCGAUUCUAGUACAUUUCUAACAACUUUCUUUUCUCAGUGUUCUCAAGCUCUCCAUCCUUGUGUAAAAGUAGCUGUUGCUAUCUGGAGAAGAGGUACUGGAUUACUGAUAUCUUAAUUGCAUUUUGAUUAUUUAUUAACAAUACUUAUUUC